Molecule: messenger RNA, 1320 nt
Organism: Macroventuria anomochaeta
Lineage: Eukaryota; Fungi; Ascomycota; Dothideomycetes; Pleosporales; Didymellaceae
Exons: 2
Coding region: 1-1320 (439 amino acids)
Source: RefSeq, a predicted model, not a curated record
AUGCGCGCACCCGAACCGCCCAAGCGCAAGGUAUUCAACUGCAUAGUCGACGACACCGCCUUGAUCGCUGGCGUUAAGAAGAGCACUCGCGACGGAAUCCGCAAGUGGAUCUCGCAGGGCGCCAUUUGUCUCUUUGUUCCACUGCACACACUCACUGCACUUCACCGCCUCAAGAACGGCAAUGAGCGUAUCAACGCAGACGCCCGUGAGGCUGUUAAGUGGUUGGACGAGAUCACAUCCCUGUCUUCUGGCGAUGCAGCCGACCGUGUUCUACUCGAAGGCGUCGACGAAGCAUACAGCACCUGGAACGAGGUAGAGAAGUUCAUGCUGCCCGAAACACUGCUUUCUAUGGACGACAGUGAAUCUGAUGAAGAUGACUACCACGAGGAUUUGGAGAGCUCGUUCAAUGCGCUCGACAUGUCUGACGAAACUUCCAUGAGCUCUACGCAUAGUCUAGAGGAUGCUGCACCAAGAACGCCAGAGUCGCCGCGAUCGUCCUUAAGCAAGAGCAAGACUGCCAGUCACGAAGCGGCAACAUGCAAAGAGGAUACAAACGCUAUCUCCUUGGAGUCACCAGAUCGCACCGCACGCAACAGCGCAGAACUAUCCCGUGAGGAAAGGUCGCCCAAGCGUGCUGUACCCGCCUAUCUAAAGCCAUUGUUCAACCACGUCCUCUGGCGCAUCAACAAAGAGUCGAACCCAGAUGCAGCGCUUGCCUCCUACAUUCUCCUUACGAAUGACCCCACCAAGCAGAUAAUUGCUUCAAAGUUCGGCAUCCGCGCAAAGCGCCUCGAGCAGCUUCGUGAUACUGUUGCCCGCGAGGAUCGAGAGUACAAGAACCAUUUGACUCUGCACAAGAUCGAGUCAGAGUCCAGCAUCGCAAAGAAGAACACGGCAGUGACACCCAAGGCGGCAGAGCGCCCCAAAUCCAGCCAUUCGAACCAAGAUAAGGUGGAGGAAGGAUCUGACGAUGAAGAUGUCGUUCUCUUCCAACGUGCGCCCCGUGGUCCAGCGGCGAUUACGAAUAACCAGCGUGUUUGGGACCCCAACGACUUUGGCCGUGCCAACCAGCAGCAGUCACUACGUGGAGGUCGCGGAGGACAUGUUGCACCUCGAGGUCGUGGUAUGCCAUCCCCUCGAGGUCGUGGUGCAUUUGUCCCUCGUGGGGCUUACGUUCCACCAGGACCGCCAGCCCGCGCACCGCCUGCUCCUCGUCACGACCCGAAUGCCCCAAUUGAUCCGAACUCAUUCGCUCGCCCUGUCCCUCGAGCAAGCCCGGCACGUGGUGGAAGUGGACGAAAGCUAUGGGAGCCGAACUAG